Glycine soja is the source of this 896-nucleotide messenger RNA. RefSeq lists its product as uncharacterized. The transcript has 4 exons. Bases 188 to 529 code for a protein of 113 amino acids. The record is from RefSeq and is a predicted model, not a curated record. NCBI's taxonomy places the organism in Eukaryota, Viridiplantae, Streptophyta, Magnoliopsida, Fabales, Fabaceae.
AUAACCUAAGAAAGCUACACAACAAAACACCGCCUCUUCCAUAAAGCAGAGUUCUCGGCGCAGUUUGCCUUCGUUUGAGCUCUGUUCUGUUCUGUGCCUCCACAAACCAAACCAGGCACAAGUAAUACUGUGUAAUCCAACAAACUGAAGUAUAGCUAGGUGAAAGGAAGUAGUCAAGUACAAGAGAAUGGCGAAGUCAUUGAGAUCGAAGAGGGAGAAGAGGCUGAGGGCUAUUCGGAGGGAGAUUGUUGAACCUUUCUAUGACAAGAAAGAAGCUGCUAAGCUUGCUGCCCAAGAGGCUGCCCUUGCCGCCCCUAAGCUGGAGGUUCCUUCGAAACCAAAUACUGCUAUGGAAGCAUCCGCUUCCACUGACAACACCAACAUGGAUGUGGAGGUGGCUGAUGGAAGCCAAAGCAUGGCUUCCUUAAAGCCUGUUGGUGGAAUAGGGAAGAAAUCCAAAAAGAAGUUGAAAAUAGCUAAAAACAAACGCCGUGGUAAUGGAAAGCACAGGAGAACCCGUAAGAUAUGACUCCAAGUAAAGAAUGGUUCUGGUAUCUUGAAUCAUGAAGACAGUUCAAAUUUUGAUUAAAAAAAAUAUAUGAAGACCUUAGGUUGUUGAUUACAAGUUGAGGACCUUUUAGUUUUAUUAACUAGGCUUAACUAUUGAGGUACAACACAAUUUGGAGAAGUGGUUGAUGUUGAUGAUUCGUUCUGAACAUGAAGGAUUGGGUCACCAAACAUGUAUUUUGAAUGUGGAAUUUUGAUAUGGCUAUUUUAUAUCUCUAGUUUUCUCAGUUUGCUCCUUUAUGAAAGAGACCUUGAAGAACUUGCCAGCCGUUUUAAUUAUUUUGCGGAAGUUACUUUUUAAGGUAGUCUAUCAUCAGUUGAAAUGAUUA